UAUUUGCAUUUAAUUUAAAUAAAAUAGGUGUAGUGUUUUUAACUUCUCCAUUUCCUUUUUGUCAAGAAAAAAAACUUCUCCAUUUCGUUCGUUAAGAGAGAGCUUUCGUUUUUAACAGAUUUCCCGCGAGAUACAAGGCUUUCUUCCAUGGCGAUCUUGUGGUAAUUGCGUGUACUUUUUAUACCCUGGCCGCCUGUAGUAAUCAUUCAACAUUCAAGUUGAUAGCCGAAAAAGAAUGAAAAAAGUUCCCUCUCUCUCGCACCCGGAUCUGAUGCUUCACGUCGCACGCUAAGCAGUGCGUCUCUCGCCGUUAGAUAAAAUCUGGCCUAUCUUGACGCGUGGGACCCGCCGCUAUCGGACGGCCUUCGCUCCAGCCGGACAACGCAUAAAGCGGUCUUCUUCUUCAACAAAACGCACUAAGCUUCUUCUUUUUAACCUUUUUCUGAUUUUUCAAUGUACAAAACUGUACUCGACGAAAGUAACUGAACUAGAUGAGAGGUUGAGUUAGCACGGUAGACGCAAUCGUUUUGCUCGCUAGUUCUAUGCUCGGCCGAUUCCGUUGAUGCGGCCUGAAGCGCUUCUGGCUUCAGAUUUCUGAUUUGCAGCAAGUGGGGAUUCAAUUGAUGACCAACAUAGUCGCUUCUGAGGAAAAUCAAGUAUUGGAGUUUGCAUACUUGAGCAGUGCAUGGUAAAAUUAUUCAGUAAAUUGAGAAAAGGGGCGAGUUUGUUGGAUGGAGACUGCUAAGCGAUGGUUCAGUAAGUUCCGCCUUAAAGAAAAGUCAAAACCUUCCACGAAGAAGGAAAGCACAACUAAUGGGAAGGAAUGCUCGAAAACUGCUGUCAAUGAUGAAGUACCGCCAUCAAAUGCCACUAAGCAAAAGGUUGCUGCUGCAAAGCAGUAUAUAGAAAAACACUACAAGGAGCAAAUGAAGAGCCUGCAAGAGCGCAGGGAACGACGUAACAUGCUGGAAAAGAAACUAGCUAAUGCUGAGGUUUCUGAGGAGGAGCAAAACAAUAUCCUGAAGUGCCUUGAAAAAAAGGAGACAGAAUUUAUGCGCCUUCAAAGGCAUAAAAUGGGUGCUGAUGACUUUGAGCCAUUAACAAUGAUAGGAAAGGGUGCAUUUGGCGAGGUUAGAAUAUGCAGGGAGAAGACAACUGGCCACAUCUAUGCCAUGAAAAAGCUCAAAAAAUCUGAAAUGCUUCGUAGAGGCCAGGUUGAACAUGUCAAGGCAGAAAGGAAUCUACUUGCAGAGGUUGACAGUAAUUGCAUUGUCAAGCUGUACUGUUCUUUCCAAGAUGAUGAGUAUCUAUAUCUAAUUAUGGAAUAUCUUCCUGGAGGUGAUAUGAUGACUUUGUUGAUGCGUAAGGAUACACUAACUGAAGAUGAGGCAAGAUUUUAUGUUGGGGAAACAGUGCUUGCCGUAGAAUCUAUCCAUAAGCACAAUUAUAUUCACAGAGAUAUAAAGCCUGAUAACUUGCUUCUUGAUAGAAAUGGUCACAUGAAAUUGUCUGACUUUGGAUUAUGUAAACCAUUGGACUGUAGUAAUCUUCAUGAGAAAGAUUUUACCAUGAGAAAUGACUAUAGUGGUGCUCUUCAAAGUGAUGGGCGUUCUGGGCCUCCAAAGCGCAGUCAGCAAGAGCAACUGCAGCAUUGGCAGAAGAACAGGAGAAUGCUUGCUUAUUCCACUGUUGGAACACCUGAUUAUAUUGCGCCCGAGGUUUUAUUAAAGAAGGGCUAUGGAAUGGAAUGUGACUGGUGGUCACUUGGGGCAAUUAUGUAUGAGAUGCUGGUGGGAUAUCCGCCUUUCUAUUCAGAUGAGCCCAUGUCUACUUGUAGAAAGAUUGUAAACUGGCGAACAAAUCUGAAGUUUCCGGAAGAGGCAAAACUAUCACCUGAAGCAAAUGAUCUUAUUUGUAGACUUCUAUGCAAUGUUGAACAAAGGCUCGGAACAAAAGGUGCUCAUGAAAUAAAGGCUCACCCAUGGUUCAAUGGAGUUGACUGGGAUAAGCUGUAUACAAUGAAAGCUGCAUUUAUUCCAGAAGUUAAUGAUGAAUUGGACACUCAAAAUUUUGAGAAGUUUGAAGAGGGUGAUAAUCAAAUGCCAACUGCAAUGAAAUCAGGUCCAUGGAGGAAGAUGCUUUCUUCCAAAGACGUCAACUUUAUGGGUUAUACAUACAAAAACUUUGAAAUAUUGAAUGACAAUGAGGUCCCUGGAAUUGCUGACCUGAAGAAGAAGAGCACUAAACCUAAGAGGCCAACUGUGAAAUCUCUAUUCAAGGAAGAUGCUAAUUCUGGUUCUGCCAAACCAACUCAAGGCAGUUUCCUCAAUCUGCUGCCACCACAGUUAGAAGUUUCCAAAGAGGGUGAAUCAGAAUCUUUCUAACUUUUCUGACAGUCAGGCGAACUAUAUUCAGUUAUGCAUAUCAUACAGAGCAACAUACUGAUCUUAAUUAAUCUUUUGUAAGUAUUUCAAGGGAAAAAGGUUGUUUGUGUUAUAAGUCUGUACUUGUGUGGGUUCUUAGUGUCCUUCAACUGUGUAAAUUAUUCUUGAAGUGCAAAUAGCAUUUUUAAAAGGUAAUUUGUGUUAUUCUCCAGUCUUUUUGGUUUGUUUGUAGUAAUUUAAAUUUCCACUGGGAAGUCCUAGUCAAUCAAUUUGUAUUGCCGAACACACCGAUUCUCUUGGCAAGCAUUUGAGUUGGUUUCAUAAUGUGUUAUGGACUUGUGGCCACUUUUGACUUUGUUUUUCGAGUGAAGCUUUUAUUACCAUUUUUUUGCAAAUUGCAACUGCACUCAAGUUAGUAUAGAGCUUCUUUCAUAAAAAAAUGUUCUUAUAUGUUCUGUAAUUAUGUUAUCUCAAUAAACUUAAACUUUAUUCCCCUUUAAUAUUCGGUGUUCGAAUUUCAUUUACAGUUCCAUAAAACUGGUAUAGUUUGUCAAUAUGUAAAUGUUGAUUAUUGAUCCAUUUGUUUUGUUUAUGUAUAUUAUCUCAAUUCUAUACACUUAAUCUCGUAUAAGGGUACUGUUCAAACAAAAAUAGUGCUUAAUGCAAAAAGAGUUAAUUAUCAAAAUAGGACUAAAAGUCAUUCACUUUUCACAAAUAGGACCAAAAAAUGAACUAUGUUUGCAUAGAACUAAUUAUGUGUACCUUGGACAAUUAUACCCUUAUAGCUAUUAAAAUGUUUUAAUUCCUAAUAAAAUAAUAAAAAAUAAUAAAAUUUCGUAAAAAAUACUAAAAAAUUAAGAAAAACAUUUCGAUAUUAAAAAUUUAAUUAAUUUUUUUUUAAAAAAUAAAAAAAAUAAUAAAAAAAAAACUCAAAAAAAAAAAUCGCCACCGCCUCUGCCGCCUCAGCACCACCACCUCCAGUCAGCAGGGAAAAAAAAGCCAAGUUCAUUACGAAUGCCAUAUUUAUGUCAGAAAAAAAUGAAAAUGUUGGCAUUCAAAAAGAGAAAUAUGCCACUUUUUUGUCAUUUUAAGAAAAAAUGGCAUUUUUUCUGGGAAAAUGGCAUUUUUUCAUCGGCCGGAGGUGGUGGUGCUGUGAGGUAGUACAGGCGGUGGGAAAGGCAUCCAUAUUUUUUAAAAUUUUUUUACGGAGUUUUACUAUUUUUUAUUAAUUUUUUUUAAAAAUAAAAUUAUUUUAAAAAAAAAGUUUUUGAAUUUUUUAUUUUAUAAAAAUUUUAUAAUUUUUUUAAUUAUAUUUCUACGAAUUUUUGAAUUUUUUUCGAAUUUAUUAUGAAUUAAACUUUAAUUAUGACUUGACUAUUUUUAAUUCAUAUUUAUGGAAGGGUAAUAAUGGAAUGCAAAAAUAGAUAUGUUUCCAAUAGGACUCAUAUGGUCCUAUUUUGGAAUAAAAACAUAGCAAGUCUUAUUUUAGGUUUUUGCCA
Messenger RNA from Cuscuta europaea, 3883 nucleotides. NCBI's taxonomy places the organism in Eukaryota, Viridiplantae, Streptophyta, Magnoliopsida, Solanales, Convolvulaceae. The record is from the annotation of a GenBank genome assembly.